Messenger RNA from Nerophis lumbriciformis (worm pipefish), 4587 nucleotides. Lineage: Eukaryota; Metazoa; Chordata; Actinopteri; Syngnathiformes; Syngnathidae. The record is from RefSeq and is a predicted model, not a curated record.
AUGAACGAAACAGACCCUAAAAGUAUCAUUAAAAGCAUCUGUGACCUAAUGACUGAGCACUGGCUACAAGGUGUGGUGUUUGGAGAUGACACUGACCAGGAGGCCAUUGCCCAGAUCCUGGACUUCAUUUCGGCCCAGACCCACAUCCCAAUCCUAGGAGUCCGCGGUGGUUCGUCCAUGAUUAUGGCUGCUAAGGAUGACGACUCCAUGUUCUUUCAGUUUGGCCCCUCCAUUGAGCAGCAAGCUUCAGUCAUGCUCAACAUUAUGGAGGAAUAUGACUGGUACAUCUUCUCCAUCGUCACCACCUAUUACCCGGGAUACCAGGACUUUGUCACAAAGAUUCGGAGCACCAUAGAGAACAGUUUUGUAGGCUGGGAGCUGGAGGAAGUGUUACUCCUAGACAUGUCUGUAGACGACGGAGAUUCCAAAAUUCAGAACCAGCUAAAGAAGCUCCAGAGUCCUGUUAUCCUUUUGUACUGCACGAAAGAAGAGGCCAACACCAUUUUUGAAGUGGCCCAUUCUGUUGGGAUUACUGGUUAUGGUUACACAUGGAUAGUGCCCUCACUCAUCGCUGGAGACACUGACGUAGUACCUGCGGAGUUCCCCACAGGGCUGCUGUCCGUGUCCUACGACGAGUGGGACUACGGCCUAGAGGCCCGCGUUCGCGAUGGUGUGGCUAUCAUAACCAUGGCAACCUCCACCAUGAUGAUGGACCGAGGACCUCACACCUUGCUGAAGUCUGAGUGCCAUGGAGCUCCUGACAAGAAGACCCCCAUCUCGGGCAACCCUAAUGAAGUCCUCAGGUACCUAAUGAAUGUGACGUUCGAGGGCCGUAAUCUUUCGUUCAGUGAGGACGGCUACCAGAUGCACCCUAAGCUGGUCAUAAUUCUGCUCAACAAGGACAGACAGUGGGACAGGGUUGGCAAAUGGGAGAAUGGCUCCCUCUCCAUGAAGUACCACGUGUGGCCUCGCUAUGAACUAUAUGGUGGAAUUGCAACCAGGGAGGAUGACCACUUGUCCAUUGUAACGCUGGAGGAGGCUCCUUUUGUCAUUGUGGAGGACGUGGACCCACUUAGUGGGACUUGCAUGAGGAACACCGUGCCCUGCCGCAAACAGAUCAAAACAUUGAAUCAGACAAAGGAACCUGGGAUCUACAUCAAGCGUUGCUGUAAGGGCUUCUGCAUCGACAUCCUAAAGAAGAUCGCCAAGUCAGUCAAGUUCACGUAUGACUUGUACCUGGUUACUAAUGGCAAACAUGGAAAGAAGAUCAACGGAACUUGGAACGGCAUGGUGGGAGAGGUGGUGUUAAAAAAUGCCCACAUGGCCGUCGGCUCCUUGACCAUCAAUGAGGAAAGGUCAGAGGUCAUCGAUUUUUCUGUCCCCUUCAUCGAGACGGGCAUCAGUGUCAUGGUCUCCCGCAGCAAUGGCACAGUUUCACCCUCUGCCUUCUUAGAGCCCUUCAGCGCCGAUGUGUGGGUGAUGAUGUUCGUGAUGCUGUUGCUGGUGUCAGCAUUUGCCGUGUUCAUUUUUGAGUACUUCAGCCCCGUGGGCUACAACCGCUGUCUAGCUGACGGCAGAGAGCCGCACGGUCCAUCCUUCACCAUUGGCAAAGCCAUCUGGUUGUUGUGGGGUCUGGUCUUCAACAACUCUGUGCCAGUGCAGAACCCCAAAGGUACCACCAGUAAAAUCAUGGUGUCAGUCUGGGCCUUCUUUGCUGUCAUCUUCCUGGCCUCCUACACUGCCAACCUGGCUGCCUUCAUGAUCCAAGAGGAAUAUGUGGACCAGGUAACUGGACUCUCUGACAAAAAGUUUCAAAACCCCAACGACUUUUCGCCUCCCUUUCGGUUUGGCACGGUCCCUAACGGGAGUACAGAGAGGAACAUAAGGAACAACUAUCAAGAGAUGCACUCCUACAUGACCAAGUUUCAUCAGAGAAAUGUCAACGAGGCUCUUCAGAGUCUUAAGGCUGGCAAACUAGACGCUUUCAUUUAUGACGCGGCCGUGCUAAAUUACAUGGCUGGCAGGGACGAGGGCUGCAAGCUGGUGACCAUCGGCAGCGGCUACAUCUUCGCCACCACCGGCUACGGCAUCGCCAUCCAAAAGGAGUCUCUCUGGAAGAGACACGUGGACUUGGCCAUCUUGCAGCUCUUUGGAGACGGUGAAAUGGAGGAGCUGGAGUCACUGUGGCUGACAGGGAUCUGCCACCACGAGAAGAAUGAAGUGAUGUCCAGCCAGCUGGAUGUGGACAACAUGGCAGGAGUUUUCUACAUGCUGGGGGCCGCCAUGGCUCUGUCGCUUAUCACGUUCAUCUGCGAACACUGGUUCUACUGGCAGCUGCGUUUCUGCUUCAUGGGUGUCUGUUCGGGUCGUCCUGGCUUGGUCUUUUCCGUCAGCAGGGGCAUUUACAGCUGCAUUCACGGCGUACAGAUUGAAGAGAAAAGCAGCUCAGCUUUGAACUCUCCAUCAGCCACCAUGAACAACACUCAUUCCAAUAUCUUGCGCCUCUUGCGCACCGCCAAAAACAUGGCCUCCGGGGUCAACGGCUCACCACACAGCGCUCUGGACUUCAUUCGACGCGAAUCUUCUGUUUACGACAUCUCGGAACACAGACGCAGCCUGGCGGGUCACUCGGACUGCAAGCAACCUUACUUACCGGAAGAUAACAUGUUCAGUGACUACAUUAGUGAGGUGGAAAGGACGUUUGGUAACGUCCACAUGAAGGACAGUAAUCUGUACCAGGAUCAUUACUUGCAUCAUCAUGGUUCCUCACUUGGGCUCAGUGGACCACCUCCAAACAGGCCACAUAGUUUGGGAAGUGCCAGUUCCCUGGAAGGUGGCAUGUUUGACUGCGACAGCCUUGGAGGAGGGGUGCCGCCUAUUUUCACCACCCAACCCUGCUCAGCAUUGACCCACAGAAACAUGAGCAAGUUUGAUCUUCUGUCUGGACAGACCCCACCCUCAGGCCAGGGCUUUAAGAGUGGCCUGCCUGACUUGUAUGGCAAGUUUUCAUUCAAGGGAGGUGCCUCAAGUUCAACCUACAUCCCUGGGCCUACUUAUUGUGGCGGCAGAGGAGAUGAGGAUGGAAAUAUACGAUCGGAUGUCUCUGAUAUCUCCACACACACUGUAACCUACGGGAACCUGGAAGGCAACGCAAAGAAGCGCAAACAGUACCGCGAUAGCCUGAAAAAGAGGCCGGCCUCUGCCAAGUCUAGACGUGAGCUGGAUGAGAUUGAGCUUGGCUACAGGAGAAAACCUUACCAUAUCAGCCACCAUCACUAUCACAACCAUCGUUCUGCCUCACCACCACUAUUGCCAUCAGACCGUAAGCGAGGAGGCGGAGGAGGAAAUAAUGAUACAAACUAUCUCUUCAGAGAAAAAGAGAGUGUUCGGGACUUUUACUUGGACCAGUUCCGUCCAAAGGAGGGUGUCCCUCAGUGGGAACAUGUGGAUCUGACUGAGGGCCCUGGAAAUAGAGAUAGUGGAGUACCAACUUGCACUUCUCUGGUUCCGGUGGAGGACUUCCUCAAGAGCAAACCCAAAAAGUCUGACUCAAAAGGUGGCGGAGGAUCUGGAUUGGCAGGAGGAGAGUGGGAGUGCAGGAACUGUCGGUCUGGUGGAGGAGUGAAGCAGAUGUCCAUGCACGGAGGAGGGGGCGGCGGUGGAUACGGCGGUGGUAUGAGCUGCGGGUCAUCAGGGGGCGGCGGAAGCAGCCGCCCUAGCUCUGCAACCUGUAUGCGUUGCGAGGGAUGUAAAAAGACAGGCAACCUCUACGAUAUCAGCGAGGACAACAACCACCUUUUGGAACAGAUCGGUGGAGGAAAAGGCGGGGGAGGAGGUGGUAUGGGCGCAAUCCCCCAACCGCAAUCGCAAGCCCAGCAGAGGAGGAAAGGUGGAGGAUUUGGAAAGCCACUCAGGCGGCAACAUUCGUAUGACGCCUUUGUCGACCUUCAGAAGGAUGAGUCGGGCGGCAUGGGGAGCAUGAUGGGCGGUAUGGGAGGAGUUGGGGGAAUGAGCGGUCCGGGUAUAGGAGGAAUGCUGCCACCUCCCAGAAGUGUUAGCUUGAAGGAGAAGGAGCGCUACAUGGAGGGCGCCAGUCCCUUUGCACACAUAUUUGAGCGUCACGGGGGCUCUGAGAGAGAAAGGGAAAGAGACAGGGACACUUCUUUUUAUGGAGGUGAGGGCCGAUUCGGUGGCCUGUUCAGAGGAGGUGAGGGCCUCCAUCGUCGCUCUGUAGGAGAGCGAGACAUGAGAGACAGGGAUAGGUCUUUGAUGGAAGGUGGAGGCGGGGCAGCUUUCUCUUUAUCCAAAUCUCUUUAUCCCGACCGGGUAAACCAGAACCCCUUUAUACCCACGUUUGAUGAUGACCAGUGUCUCAUGCACGGGGCAAAACAGUAUUAUAUGAAAAAGCAACAGCAUUCUGCCUCGGCCGGGGUUAUGUCGAAUGUGUCCCCCCGGUUCCCGAAAGAGCUCAGUCUGGGUGGGCUGAACCACCACGGCUCCAUGCUAGGGGUUGGCCCACCGCGACCCUUCAAUGGAAGCAACGGCCAUGUCUACGAGAAACUUUCCAGCAUUGAGUCAGACGUGUGA